GAGCCGAAUCUCUCUGAGGACAUGACUUAUUGAAUAAACCAGUGAGGAUUUUAAGAAACGUCCCACAGUUAACCGGACGCCGCACUUUCACACAACAUGUGGGCUUGUAAAAGGAGCCUGAGCAGCACAGUGACCUCCGUCCUCCGGGUUCUCCGCAGUGAUCCAGUCGUCGUUGUUUCGGGCCAGGUGCAGAGAUGUCUGUCCACGCAGACGGACGGUGAGGUCCGCAUCGCCAAGAUACUGAAGGAGAAGUUUCCGUCAGCCUCGUCGCUCAAAGUUGUGGAUAUAUCGGGUGGUUGUGGGGCCAUGUACGAGAUCCAUAUAGAGUCCAGUGAGUUCAAAGGAAAAAGGACAAUCCAGCAACACCAAUUAGUCAAUCAGGCACUCAAGGAGGAGAUUCAAGGAAUGCAUGGACUGCGAAUAUUUACUGAUGUUCCAAAACAUUAGAGAAAGUCCAUCCAUGACUGAAUGUACAGUUUUAAAGAGGAUAUUGUGUAUUUAAGGAAUUCCAUGAUAAUUGUUAAGGUGCCAGUGACAGCAGGACAUGUUGUCAGUUACACAUUAACAGUGUGAAAUGUGUAAGAAAUGUAAGAUUACACUAAGUUAUCGUUUCUUUUUCUUUUUUUUAAGUAGUGACAUAUCUGCUACUCUACUCUGUAUAAAACUGGUGAAGGCUACAAUACGCACAAAAUGACUAAAUGCUAGUAAAAUGUCAAGUCAUGUAGAUUUCUUCCCAAUGUGGGGUCUUCUCAGGGUUGAUAAUGAUGCUGGUGUAGUGAUAUGCAUUUGAAGAAGUAAUAAAUACAACCAUCCUGAAUAGCGGAGGAUUGCUACAAACCCAAAA
Dicentrarchus labrax (European seabass) is the source of this 844-nucleotide messenger RNA. It is a transcript of the gene bola3, whose product is annotated as bolA family member 3. The transcript has 4 exons. The coding region runs from base 97 to 447 and encodes 116 amino acids. The record is from RefSeq and is a predicted model, not a curated record. NCBI's taxonomy places the organism in Eukaryota, Metazoa, Chordata, Actinopteri, Moronidae.